AUGAUUCCCUUAGACUCGUAAUUAUGGAAAAUAGGAACCAAAGAUUUAGAAGUUAAAUAAUGGGAUUAAUUCAAUGUAAAAUUAGUUUAGACAACUAUUCAAAUCAUAUUUACUGAAAAUAAUUAUAUCAAAUAUGUAUAAGAUGGAGUCAUUUUGAGAAUGUAACAAUUAAUUUAUAAUUUAAAAGGGAAUAAGUCAUAGACACUUAGAAGGAGCCAGAACUAUUGACUAAUAUGGAAUAGAUUAAACAUUUUUAAUAGUAAGGGAAAUAUGGAAAUAAUAAAAAGAAAAUGGGGAAAUGGAUAACAUCUUGGCAAGGAACAGUUCUUACUAAAAUAGGAGGGUACUAUGAAGAUGGAUUAAAAUAAGGUUUAUGGAAUUAAAUUAUUAAGAACUUUUGGAGGUAAGCAAUAUAUAAAUAAAAAUAAGUCUAGCUCAAGUUUAUGAGAGUGGGGAAUACUUAAACGAUUUUAAAAGGGGAGCAUGGAAAUUUAUUUAUAAGAAUAAAAUCAUGUAUUAUUAAAAUUAAUUGUAAGUGGUGGUGGAUCAUACAACGAUUAAGGUUAGAGAAAUGGUAAGUGGAUUGAGUUGAGUGAAGGAUUUUACAAUUAUUCGUAGAUAACGUAUAAGGGCGAAUAUAAGAACGGUAAAAAAGUUGGUAAUUGGGAUAUUUUUUGGCAAAAGGAUUUUGGAGAUAAGCUCUAUCAAUAAAUGUAAAUAUUAAAGAAAUUAGUUUUAGAGGAGGUGGCUCAUAUGAUGAUUAGGUGGAUGGAGAUUCAAUUAAGAUAGGAAAAUGGACUGAGUUUUGCGAUGAUUUUCACUCUUAUUUGUUUGGCUCAAAACAGGUAACCUAUAAUGGUGAAUAUAAAAAUGGCAAAAAAAUUGGAAUAUGGAUGGAAAUAGAUAGAAAUAUUGAAGUAAAAGAAAUUUAAUAUGAUAAUUGA
Molecule: messenger RNA, 944 nt
Organism: Paramecium pentaurelia
Lineage: Eukaryota; Ciliophora; Oligohymenophorea; Peniculida; Parameciidae
Source: the annotation of a GenBank genome assembly